GUUUAAUAUAAAAUUUUUUAAAUAUAUUAGAUUUUCAAAAUUAGAAGACAUUUCCUCUUGAUCGUCAUUUUGCACCACAGAAAAAAUUCAGAUCUCGGUCCAUGCGCGCCUCAGCCUCCUUUCUCAAAUUGAAGAAAAUACAUCCAGGCAAAUAUUUCGGAAAAGUUGAUUUAUAAUAUGAUUAAAAGAAAAUACAAUUCCUCAACUAACGCAUUUGAUGGACGCCACCUCAAAUAGUGUAAAAUUCCCCCAAAAUUUAUCCCAGAAAAAAUCAAAAUGAUGUUAGGACGUAAGCAGAGUUUGAAGGGGGAACCAAUUUUGGCAGAUUAUGGACCAGACGAGGCUUUCAACGAGAGUGCAGACAUUGAAUGGGUAAAUAAGAGAUGGGUACGUCGUUUGAUGAGAACUUGCGCACUUUUAAGCCUUGCCUCUGUAAGUUGUAACACUCCAAAAACAUUUGAAAAAUUUCAUUUUAUGCAAACAACCACUUUUUCUGUUGAUGCCAUUGUUACUAUUCUUUUUACGUCUGAAAUGAUAGCCAAAAUGCACAUUAGGGGGAUUCUAAAGGGAGACAGACCUUACUUAAAAGAUCAUUGGUGCCAGUUCGAUGCCAGCAUGGUAUUUUUUUUGUGGAUAUCAGUCAUUUUACAGGUUUUCGAAAUGGUUAGCAUUGUUCCAAGAUUUAGUUAUCUCUCAAUAUUAAGAGCACCUCGGCCGUUAAUAAUGAUCAGAUUUUUGAGGGUAUUUCUCAAAUUCUCAAUGCCAAAAUCCAGAAUAAAUCAAAUAUUUAAGCGGUCCAGUCAGCAAAUUUAUAAUGUUACUCUGUUCUUCUUAUUUUUUAUGUCACUUUAUGGUUUAUUAGGAGUGCAAUUUUUUGGAGAAUUAAAAAAUCACUGUGUCACUGUCAACACCACUGAACCAAAGGACAUUACCAUAAACAGCCUUGCAAUUCCUGAUACCUACUGCUCUUUAGAUCCUUCCUCAGGAUAUCAGUGUCCUACUGGAAUGAAAUGCAUGAAGCUCGAAGGAGUUUCUCGGUAUAUUAUCGGAUUUAACGGAUUCGAUGAAUUCGUAACAAGUUUCUUCACAGUUUAUCAAGCAGCGUCUCAAGAAGGAUGGGUUUUUAUAAUGUAUAGAGCAAUCGACUCUUUACCUGGUUGGAGGGCAGUUUUAUAUUUUAGCACGAUGAUAUUUUUUCUAGCUUGGUUGGUCAAGAAUGUCUUCAUUGCUGUUAUUACAGAAACUUUUAACGAAAUCCGGGUUCAAUUCCAGCAAAUGUGGGGUAUAAGAGGUCAUAUUCAAAACAGUAGCGCCUCGCAGAUUCUGAUGGGAGACGAUAGGGGUUGGAGAUUGGUAACUUUAGAUGAGAAUAAACAUGGUGGUAUAGCACCGGAAUUUUGUCAUAAAAUAUUAAGAUCUCCCCAUUUUCGUUUGAUAGUGAUGUGCGUGAUUCUCGCCAAUGGCAUAGUAACCGCGACAAUGCGUUUCCAACAUGAUGAAAGACCUAGGCAAGUUUUUUACGAAAAUUAUUACUACAUAGAACUUGGUUUUACUGCCUUAUUAAAUUUGGAAACCUUGUUUAAGACUUGGUGCUUAGGAUGGAGAGGAUAUUGGAAACAUUCCAUUCAUAAAUUUGAACUACUGCUAGCCGUUGGUACGACCAUACACGUUAUACCGGGGUUUUACAUGACAGGAUUCACCUAUUUUCAAGUAUUGCGUGUCGUUAGAUUAAUUAAAGCUUCUCCAUUAUUAGAAGAUUUCGUUUACAAAAUUUUCGGUCCCGGUAAAAAGCUGGGAAGUCUAAUUAUUUUUACCAUGUGCUUAUUGAUAAUUUCGUCUAGUAUUUCGAUGCAGUUGUUUUGCUUUUUGGAUUUUGCUAAAUUUGAAACGUUCGCUGAAGCAUUUAUGUCUAUGUUUCAAAUACUAACGCAGGAAGCUUGGGUGGAAGUUAUGGAUGAAACAAUGUUAAGGACAAGAUCUAUGCUGGCACCAUUGGUUGCUGUUUAUUUCAUUUUGUACCAUUUGUUUGUAACGCUGAUCGUGUUGAGUUUGUUCGUAGCAGUCAUUUUGGAUAAUUUGGAAUUGGAUGAAGAUAUAAAAAAGUUAAAGCAGCUUAAAUAUAGAGAACAAAGUGCAGAAAUUAAAGAAACUUUACCGUUUCGACUGAGAAUUUUUGAAAAAUUUCCAGACAGUCCCUUGAUGGUCACUCUGCAUAAAGUACCAUCUGACUUUAACCUACCAAAGGUGAGGGAAAGUUUUAUGAGACAGUUUGUUUAUGAAACGGAAGACGAUGAAAAUUCUGAGGGUGGUAUUAAAAAAAUGUGCGAAGAAGUUUUCGAUACCAAAGUGAUUUAUAGAAAACAAAAACCGUUGAAGAUUUUAAACAAUUUAACUAAAGUUAGGGUAGUUAACUUGAAACUUAAAAAAACCGCCGUGGCUCAGAUAGUUAAUGAUUCCAAUAACCAGAGACUGAUGUUGGGCGAUUCUUCGAUGAUUCCAGUACCUGGGAGUAAGGGACCAUUAAAACCGCAAGGAACAGUAAACAGUAUGAAACAGUUUGGUUCGAGAUCGAUUCGAAGAAGUGUAAGAAGUGGCUCUAUAAAAUUGAAGCAAACUUACGAGCACUUAAUGGAGAAUGGAGAUAUAGGUGUUAAUAGAGUUACAUCAAACAGAGCCAGACCGCAUGAUUUGGAUAUUAAAUUAUUGCAAGCCAAAAGACAACAAGCCGAAAUGAGAAGGAAUCAGCGUGAAGAAGAUUUGAGGGAGAAUCAUCCAUUUUUCGAUACACCCCUUUUUGCUGUACCAAGAGAAAGCAAAUUUAGGAAAUUUUGUCAAAUGAUCGUUUAUGCGCGUUACGAUGCCAGAUUAAAGGACCCCCUUACAGGAAAAGAAAGAAAAGUGCAAUACAAAACGUUACAUAACUUUUUAGGUCUGGUAACUUAUCUAGAUUGGGUGAUGAUAACAAUGACGACGUUGUCAUGUUUAUCCAUGAUGUUCGAAACACCCUCUUAUAGAGUCAUGGAAAACGUCAGUUUACAAAUAGCCGAAUACAGUUUCGUCAUAUUUAUGAGUAUUGAACUCGCCUUGAAAAUUCUAGCAGACGGUUUAUUUUUCACCCCUAAAGCCUACGUCAAAGAUGUAGCAGCUUUACUCGAUGUCUUCAUAUAUGUGGUAAACUUAACAUUUCUCUGUUGGAUGCCAAAAAGUGUCCCCCCUAAUUCCGGAGCUCAACUCCUCAUGAUACUACGCUGUCUCCGACCUUUGAGGAUAUUUACUCUGGUACCACAUAUGAGUAAAGUAGUUUACGAGCUCUGUAGAGGCUUCAAAGAGAUUCUACUCGUAUCCACUCUUCUCAUUCUGUUAAUGUUCAUUUUCGCCAGUUUUGGAGUACAGUUGUAUGGUGGAAGAUUGGCGCGUUGUAACGAUCCGAAUAUCACAAAUAGGGAGGAUUGCGUCGGAAUGUUUAUGAGGAGGGUGUUUGUAACUAAAAUGAAGGUACAACCAGGGGAGAACGAAACUUUUCCAGCUAUAAUGGUGCCUAGAGUUUGGGCGAAUCCGAGAAGAUUCAAUUUCGAUAACAUAGGAGACGCCAUGUUGACCCUCUUUGAAGUACUUUCUUUUAAAGGGUGGUUGGAUGUAAGAGAUAUUCUUAUCAAAAAUUUGGGACCCGUUCAUGCAAUAUACAUUCACAUUUAUAUAUUUCUGGGUUGUAUGAUCGGCUUAACGUUAUUUGUUGGUGUUGUAAUUGCAAAUUAUUCCGAAAAUAAAGGAACCGCUCUGUUAACUGUGGAUCAAAGAAGAUGGUGCGACCUUAAAAAGAGACUAAAAAUCGCUCAACCGUUACACUUACCUCCCAGACCAGACGGAAAGAAAUUUAGGGCUUUCAUAUACGACAUCACUCAAAAUAUCAAAUUCAAAAGAUGUGUGGCGUUUAUGGUUUUGAUAAAUAGUGCACUUUUAAGCGUUACGUGGAACAAAGAAGAUGCUCAUACGGAAAUAUUAGCAACUGUUGAUAUAAUAUGUACGCUCGUUUUUGUGGUAGAAGUGGUUAUGAAAAAUAUCGCUUUCACACCUCGUGGAUACUUACAAUCGAGAAGAAACAGAUACGAUUUAUUCGUAACUGUCAUGGGAGUUAUAUGGAUGUUCUUUCAUUGUAUGUUCAAGAACGAUCUGACAUAUUUUGUUGGUUUCAUGGUAGUAAUUCUCCGAUUUUUCACCAUAACGGGAAAACAUGCGACUCUAAAAAUGUUGAUGCUAACAGUCGGUGUGUCGGUCUGCAAAAGUUUUUUCAUCAUUUUCGGAAUGUUUUUGCUGGUAUUUUUCUACGCAUUAGCCGGAACAAUAAUAUUUGGUACUGUUAAGUACGGAGAAGGUAUUGGAAGGAGAGCUAAUUUCGAAUCUCCUGUAACCGGCGUUGCAAUGCUAUUUAGAAUAGUAACAGGCGAAGAUUGGAACAAGAUAAUGCACGAUUGUAUGAUACAACCACCAUUUUGUACACCUGCCGAUAACUAUUGGCAAACAGAUUGCGGCAAUUUUUAUGGGUCUUUAAUUUAUUUCUGCACAUUUUACGUCAUUAUAACAUAUAUAGUUCUCAAUUUAUUGGUGGCUAUUAUAAUGGAGAACUUUUCCUUAUUUUACUCCAACGAAGAAGACGCUCUUUUGUCGUACGCAGAUAUAAGAAAUUUCCAGAAUACUUGGAAUGUUGUUGAUAUCCAUCAACGGGGUGUUAUCCCAGUGCGAAGGGUUAAAUUUAUAUUAAGACUGUUAAAAGGUAGAUUGGAAGUUGAUCCACAGAAAGAUAGACUUUUGUUUAAACAUAUGUGUUACGAAUUGGAAAGACUUCAUAACGGAGAAGAUGUUACUUUCCAUGAUGUUAUAAACAUGUUAUCAUAUCGAUCUGUCGAUAUAAGGAAAGCGUUACAGUUAGAAGAGUUAUUAGCUAGAGAAGAAUUUGAAUAUAUUAUAGAAGAAGAAGUGGCCAAACAAACAAUUCGUACGUGGUUAGAAGGAUGUUUGAAAAAAAUAAGGUCGACAAGUAAACAACAAAAUAGUUUGAUAGCAGGUUUGAGAGCUACUAAUGAAGCAUUAUCGAUGCCUGAUCCGGCCGAAGAAAAUAAAUCCGCUAGUCCAGAACGAGAAAAUGAAACAGAUGCGAAUAAAGAAAACGAAGCGAAGAAACAAAAAGCUGCAAAUCUUCCUAGAUCGGACAGCAUAGGUAGCAGUUCGGGUCGUAAGUUUCUGGCUCCUACGUUAUCCGAUCCUUCAGCAAGGCAAGAGAAAGAGAGGAUCGCACCGAAAAAGAAAAAUAGUCGGUCAUCUGCGACAGUUAAUAAAAAUUUGUCUCAUUUAAAUGAUUCAGAGAACCGUAUGCCGAGGGAAGUUUUUACUAGCAAGACAACUGUGCCGAAAGCGAAUAAUACUUUACAUGAAAUCAGAGACUGGUGGAAUGAACAAUUAGCUUAUGUUUCGUCUAGCGAUGAAGAAUAGAUGUGAAUUUUUUCUUGGAUUUGCUCUUUUAAGUAGAAUUUUUUUUACAUAAAUAUUGUAUUGUUAUUUACUAGAAAUAAAUAUUUAUGGAAAUAAA
This is a messenger RNA of Diorhabda sublineata, 5584 nucleotides long. RefSeq names its product sodium leak channel NALCN (gene na). Gene Ontology annotation, cellular component: membrane. Lineage: Eukaryota; Metazoa; Arthropoda; Insecta; Coleoptera; Chrysomelidae. Gene Ontology annotation, biological process: monoatomic ion transport; transmembrane transport. Gene Ontology annotation, molecular function: monoatomic cation channel activity. The record is from RefSeq and is a predicted model, not a curated record. Bases 277 to 5487 code for a protein of 1736 amino acids. The transcript is spliced from 27 exons.